AUGGAAGCAAAGUUACCACAGAAGAAAUAUUAUCGGCAGAGAGCUCAUUCCAACCCAAACUCUGACCAUAAUUUAGAAUACCCAGUAUGUCCAGACUCCAUGGAUUGGUCCUCAUUUUACCCUCAUCACUUCCCACCGACGAAUGUCACCGACAGAGACAGAGAGCCCAUAGAAGAGCAACAGGCAGUCACUAAGAAGGCAAAAGUGGAAUUUGCUGAUGUAGGCUGUGGGUAUGGGGGGCUGCUGGUGGCCCUAGCUCCCUUGUUCCCUCAGACUCUAAUGCUGGGAAUGGAGAUCAGGGUCAAGGUCAGUGACUAUGUCCAGAAACGGAUAGAGGCCCUAAGACUAAAGCACCCUGGCCAGUAUGACAACAUUGCCUGCAUCAGAUCCAACGCCAUGAAGUAUUUACCUAAUUUCUUUCACAAGGAGCAGCUGACCAAGAUGUUUUUUCUGUUCCCUGAUCCUCAUUUCAAGAAGGCCAAACACAAAUGGCGAAUCAUCAACACAACCUUGCUCGCUGAAUAUGCAUAUGUGCUGAAGCCGGGGGGUUUGGUUUACACUAUAACUGACGUGAAAGAUCUCCAUGAAUGGAUGGUUGACCAUUUUACCAAAUUCCCACUGUUUGAACGAGUCUCUGAUGAUGAACUGAAAGAUGACGUAGUUGUAGACAAGAUAUACAACAGCACAGAAGAAGGUCAGAAGGUUGCACGCAACAAAGGGGAGAAGUGGCUGGCUGUCUUCCGCAGAAUUGAGCCCGUAUCUGUCGGCAGCUCCUGA
Molecule: messenger RNA, 777 nt
Organism: Candidula unifasciata
Lineage: Eukaryota; Metazoa; Mollusca; Gastropoda; Stylommatophora; Geomitridae
Source: the annotation of a GenBank genome assembly